CCGCUGGAGCACGUUCUAGCCGCUGAUUCAGUCACCAAGUGAUCGUCCUUCGUUGUGUGGUCUGAAAAUCGCAGCUCGACCGCAGUGUUGUGUUUGAAAUCAAGGGCAGUGAAGUUAGUUCAGAAGUUCGAUCCUGAUCUUGUCGAACCUUUCAACAAGUUGGAACUGCUUCAUUAUGUGUGGGCCGAAUGUUCUCUUCGAUCUCCUUCAUUCCCGACUCCCUCGGUUGAAUUACGUUGGGAUAUCCUUGCGAGCGGGCACAAUAAUAAUCGGAAUGAUAUAUACAUUCUUCAGUCUCGCUGCCGUGCUUCUCUUCGGUAUAGGCAUUGAAUGGAAGCUAUGCGAUGAAAGAAGAGGAAUACCAGGAGUAAGACCAAUACAUGAUGAAUCAUCUAUUGUAUUGGCUCUCUCGUUCUUGGCGUCAGUGUUGAGUGUGAUUAUUCAUAUCAGGAUGCUAGUGGGAGUAUUUAUGAGUCGACCAAAAUACAUGCGACCCUGCCUCGACGCUCUGGUCUUUGGCCUGAUUGCGAGUCCGGCGAUCAUACUUUUCCCGUACCAUGCACUCGAUAAAAUUAUUUUCAUAUCGUUUGUUGUCUACACUGCAUUGGUAGUGAACAGCUACCAUAACAAGCUAGUGGAAUGGACGGAAGCGCUGCGUACGGAGGCAGAUCAGGCCGAGGAAUUGAGAAAGGAAAAUAUUGUUUAGAUUUCUUUUUUCAAAAUCAUAUCCUCGUUACUUUUUCAUUUUCAUUUUAGUUCAGAACAAUGGAGAAAUCAAAACAGCCUACCAAAUAAUUGACUAUUUUUUUUAUUUUUUCAUUUUUAAGGCAAUCGUGCUUUUUUUUACUCAAGAAAAAUUUGAAUGAGUUUAUUUUAAAAUUGACCCAUUGACGAAUAAAUAUAUGAUUAAUGAUUAUACUUUAAGCUAAAGAUAUAAUUUUUACUCACAACUCUAUAAGGAUGUCAAACAUUAAAUUUAAUGAAGCUACGUAAUAAAUUUCAAUUUUUUUAAAGAAACA
Bemisia tabaci is the source of this 1019-nucleotide messenger RNA. RefSeq lists its product as uncharacterized. The record is from RefSeq and is a predicted model, not a curated record. Lineage: Eukaryota; Metazoa; Arthropoda; Insecta; Hemiptera; Aleyrodidae.